Molecule: messenger RNA, 2548 nt
Organism: Dicentrarchus labrax (European seabass)
Lineage: Eukaryota; Metazoa; Chordata; Actinopteri; Moronidae
Exons: 19
Coding region: 104-2500 (798 amino acids)
Source: RefSeq, a predicted model, not a curated record
CAGUACGUUACAAGGAAGUGGUUCACUUUAGCGUGUUUUGGUUAGCAGGUGUAGUUUGCUAGCAGCUAGGCUAGCUUUAGACACUGCCAACACAUCAGUGGCUAUGGCUUUUAGCUUUUGCUUUUGCUUUGGUGUGACCUUGCUGCUGUCUAUGUGGUCAAUGGCAACAUGUCAUAUUCCCGAUGGAGCUGUUACUAUGGAGUGUCGUGAUCGUUACUUCACGAUAGCUGUUGAUCUCUCCUUCGCUGAGAAAGAACCUAAUUUUGAGGCUGUUGAUGAGACAGGUGUGUAUCCUAUCACUGUGAAGUAUGCAGCUACGUGUGGUUACAGCACCAAUCUUCUCCCUCUACUGGGCCGUAUGGAGCUACGAGCAUCUUAUUUCAGCUGUCACACUGACAAUACAGAUGACGAAGUGUUCACGUUCAACUUCAAUCUAAAUGCAAUGCAUGGAGGAGAGGAUAUCACCUAUGCUUUGAACAAAACCUGUUCUCCCACUCUCCCCUGGUCUCCCAGAGAGGUUACCUGUGAGGUUAACUACAUGGAAGUGUCUGUAAGGAGUGACAUGGCCUGUCCAACUGGGACAAAACAAGACGACUGGGAUGCUGUAGUCCAAAUGGCCUAUAUUUCAGCCACUUCAGACUGGCAGGUGCUGUUGCACAGAGAUGGGGAGCAGUUGAUGCCCAUGAACCUCUCUGAAGCCCAUAAGCAGGGUUAUGCAUUUGACUUGACAGAUGGAAGGCUUGUAUUUCGCACACCAUACGGACAACCUGACUCGCUCAGCACUACGGUGAAUGGCGUUCCAGUAGAGGUGAUCCAUGCAGCUUUGUUCUCCAGACAAAACUGGGUUGUCCUCAUGGUCGACCUGGUGGCUGCUUGCUCCAUGUAUGAAGGAUCAUAUGAUGAAAGCGGAUACAUGAUGUGGGAGACUCCAGAGGAGCUGCACCUGCUGAUGUCUGGUCUACAUGAGACACAGAUCAACGUUGGAGUCAAUGGUGAACUUGUGGAGCAGCCAGUUGCAGAAGAGAGAGGCUACAUUGUGGAGAAGCACAACACCACAGUCCAGAUCAGCAUCCCCUAUAAUGCUGAAGGAGGAUACAGGAAGAGCUUGGUGUCUGGUGACCUCUACGAGUUCUAUGUCUUUGAUCUCUACGUGGAGCAAAUCUCAGUGGAUGAGGAUCAUGUUGACACCAGACUUCGUUUCCACAGGACACUAGCCACUCCCCUGCUGCCACGGCCCGUUUUUAGUUUAAACCGAACGGUUCUUGAGGAUCGCACGUUCACGGUCUACCUCGGAGAUGUUCCUGAGGACGUAGAGCUGGCAGCUGUUCAUCUGAAUGGACAUAAAUACAUGCUGCCAUUUAAUAAUACAAGCAGCCAAACCAUCACAAAGGUUGUUCAUCCCAACAACACUCAUGGCUACACUCUGAAGGUGCCUUUUGACGACCCUGUCGUUGUACAAAAGUUCUCUAAAGAACAAGCAGUUCUUCAGUAUAAGCUGGACGUCAACUACACAAUGACAAUUUUGCCUGAAAAUGAGCCUUAUUACCACCUGGAAUCUGUUGAGGCAUUGUUCACAGAUGUGUCUCCUCCGACCUUUCAAGCCGUCUGUUCGGAGUCUGGGAUCCGCUUCAAACUGGACCACCGGUCUUUUGACUACAUGUGGGACAUCAGUGUUGGUUCAGACCUGCUGACAUCAGAGCUGGCAGCCCAGCACGGCUACAUCCUGAGCAACAAUAGCCAGAGUCUGCUGCUCGACGUGCCGCUCUUCACUCAUGGCUACAAGUACAAGGAUGUCACUUUGAAGGGAUUCUUUGGCACUUUUGAGAUCCUUGUGCGGGAUCAUGACACAUCGGAGGUCCAGAGCUCCACUGUCAAGACUUGUCCCUUCACUGCUACUGAACUCAUUUUGUGUUCAACUGACGGGAGGAUGACCGUGGUGGCUGACUUGUCUCUGGCCAUCCCAAGUGGAGGAGUUCCUGCUAGAACCAACCUCGUAGACAAAUACUGCGGACCCAAAGAGGCAGACGACACCAAGGCUCUCUUCUCUUUUCCACUCAACGGCUGUGGAUCCACAGUCAAGCUCGGCAAGGAAUACGUGACCUAUGAGAACGAGAUUUUCUUCAGCCGGAAGUUGAACGCUCUGAAAAAUCCAGCAGACUCCAGCAAUGACAUUGACAAGGUGAUGGUGCAGUGUACAUAUCCUCUGGCAGGACUGUAUCGACUUUUCUCAGUGUACAAGUUUGAGUCCGACACGGCUGGCAUCGGUCGCAUCGUGCGUUCUGCACGCUCCGCUGAAGGUCUACAGAGUUCCACCACCAAGCCCCCUGCUGUGCUUCAAACGGCAGUGCCCGCUACAAGACUCACCCCAAGACCUGUCUCUAUUAAACCUGGUUACCGUCCUCCUGCUCAGUACAUCAGAGUAUCUAGUUUUCUAAAUCAGUUUAACAAAGGAGCUAGAGGAUCACCACAAGCUAAAGUGACACCAUAUAUUGGAUUGUGACUGCAUGUAUUUUAAAUGUAAAGUUGAAUAAAUUUGUCUUAAAUGCUC